Molecule: messenger RNA, 267 nt
Organism: Nomascus leucogenys (northern white-cheeked gibbon)
Lineage: Eukaryota; Metazoa; Chordata; Mammalia; Primates; Hylobatidae
Source: RefSeq, a predicted model, not a curated record
AUGGAGUCAGUUGUACCAGUGAAGGACAAGAAACUUCUGGAGGUCAAACUAGGGGAGCUGCCAAGCCAGAUCUUGAUGUGGGACUUCAGCCCUAGUGGCCUUGAUGGAGCGUUUCAAAGAGGUUACUACUGGUACUACAACAAGUACAUCAAUGUGAAGAAGGGGAGCAUCUCGGGGUUUACCAUGGUGCUGGCAGGGUACAUGCUCUUCACCUACUGCCUUUCCUACAAGGAGCUCAAGCACGAGCGGCUACGCAAGUACCACUGA